GCAGCCGGUAGGCGGGCGUUCGCAUAGUGCUACGAUGAUCGCCGUGGUAGUAUGCCUUUGUUAUCAUCCGAACCUAUUCGCGCCCGGUGUUUAGUUAAAUCCAGUUUGGUCUCGACCCGCUCGAACGUCGCCAACAACAGAAUGCCAAACAUCAAGGUGUUCAGCGGCACGUCGCACCCGGACUUAGCACAGCGGAUCGUUGACCGGUUGGGCAUCGACGUUGGCAAGGUGGUCACCAAGAAGUUUAGCAACCUCGAAACAUGUGUUGAAAUUGGAGAAUCAGUCAGAGGAGAAGAUGUCUACAUCAUACAGAGUGGUAGUGGUGAAGUCAAUGAUAACUUGAUGGAACUAUUGAUCAUGAUAAAUGCUUGUAAAAUAGCAUCGGCUUCACGUGUUACUGCUGUCAUACCAUGUUUUCCAUAUGCUAGGCAAGAUAAAAAGGAUAAGGAAUUAUUUCGAGAUUUUGUGAUCGGCAAUCAGAGUAGAGCACCAAUAUCAGCUAAAUUAGUGGCCAACAUGCUGUCAGUAGCUGGUGCUGAUCAUAUAAUAACUAUGGACCUCCAUGCUUCUCAAAUACAAGGUUUCUUCGACAUCCCUGUCGAUAAUUUAUUUGCUGAACCAGCUGUACUCAAGUGGAUAAAAGAAAACAUACCUGAGUGGAGAAACAGCAUUAUAGUGUCCCCAGAUGCUGGUGGUGCUAAAAGGGUCACAUCAAUUGCUGAUCGUCUAAAUGUUGAGUUUGCUCUUAUUCAUAAAGAGAGAAAGAAAGCUAAUGAAGUGGCAUCAAUGGUUCUAGUGGGAGAUGUUAAAGAACGCAUUGCCAUCUUGGUUGAUGAUAUGGCAGACACUUGCGGCACAAUAUGUCAUGCUGCAGAAAAGUUAACUGAAGCAGGUGCUACUAAAGUGUAUGCAAUUUUAACUCAUGGUAUAUUCUCUGGACCUGCUAUAUCUCGUAUUAAUAAUGCAUGCUUUGAAGCUGUUGUAGUUACCAAUACCAUUCCACAAGAUGGCCAUAUGAAAGAAUGUCCUAAAAUUCGUUGUAUAGAUGUAUCAAUGAUGUUUGCUGAGGCUGUUCGGCGGACACACAAUGGCGAAUCAGUUUCUUAUUUAUUCUCAAAUGUGCCUUAUUGAAAUGUGUAAUCAUGUUUUUAUCAUCUUUGCUAUGUACCUACAUUUUUCUUAAUAUAUUCAUAAAUUCAUACAAUAAUCUAAUAUGCUCAAUAAAAUAUUGUAAAAUUAUACAGUUUAUGAGAAAUUAAUGUUACAUUUAAAUAGAUAUCUGUUAUACCUAAAUAUUAUAAAAAAAAUUUUAUUAAUGUCAAGCGGUUUAAACAAUUCACAAUUUUAAAUAUGUCAGUUAUACAUAACUCCACUUAUAACUCUUUAUGUACAUAAUAUAAUAUAUACAUUUUCAUAUUAUAUUACAGUGUUUAUUACGAAAGUCUUGAAUUUUAACAAAUAUUAAAGUUAAUUUAAAAUUAAGAAAAUUAUUAUUUGGUAAAAUCAGUAUUAAUUUAUUAUUAUAAUUGACAUGAUGGUACCAUUUA
Messenger RNA from Acyrthosiphon pisum (pea aphid), 1547 nucleotides. RefSeq names its product ribose-phosphate pyrophosphokinase 1-like. Gene Ontology annotation, biological process: purine nucleotide biosynthetic process; ribonucleoside monophosphate biosynthetic process; 5-phosphoribose 1-diphosphate biosynthetic process. The coding region runs from base 52 to 1131 and encodes 359 amino acids. NCBI's taxonomy places the organism in Eukaryota, Metazoa, Arthropoda, Insecta, Hemiptera, Aphididae. Gene Ontology annotation, cellular component: ribose phosphate diphosphokinase complex; cytoplasm. Gene Ontology annotation, molecular function: ATP binding; magnesium ion binding; ribose phosphate diphosphokinase activity. The record is from RefSeq and is a predicted model, not a curated record. The transcript has 7 exons.